This is a messenger RNA of Zingiber officinale, 3205 nucleotides long. RefSeq names its product ubiquitin carboxyl-terminal hydrolase 8-like. Gene Ontology annotation, molecular function: cysteine-type deubiquitinase activity. The coding region runs from base 164 to 2767 and encodes 867 amino acids. The transcript has 13 exons. The record is from RefSeq and is a predicted model, not a curated record. Lineage: Eukaryota; Viridiplantae; Streptophyta; Magnoliopsida; Zingiberales; Zingiberaceae. Gene Ontology annotation, biological process: protein deubiquitination.
UCUCUCUCUCUCUCUCUCUCUCCUUUCUCCGCAUCCUCUUCCUUAAACUAUUUCCCUUCUCCUUCCGCUUUCUUCUCCUCCCUUGGUCGGACCGCCAUUGUCGCCGCCUCCGCCGCCACUUCACCCCAGUUUUCUCUUCCGGAUCGAGGGAGAGUCUUCCACCAUGAUGGAUGAAUCUUCAGUCGAGGCGUCUCCCUCCGCCGUUGAUUCUCCGCCCGUCUCCGACGGUGACGGCCGCGUCUACCUCGUCCCGUACAGGUGGUGGAAGGAGGCGCAGGACCCACAGCCGGGGAGUGGACUGAGGGGGGUUCCUUAUGCCGCGUGUCACACGCCAACUUCCUAUGGCAUGAAGAUCAUUAACAACUUAUUUGGCUCGGAUCUGGUUUUUAAUCUCCGGCGAGAUGGUGAUUUGAGGGAGGAUGAAGACGAUGGAAGUCGGGGGCGGUGCUAUGCUUUGAUUGGCGCAGAUUUGUGGGUGCAAGCGCUCAAUAGGCAAACUGACAGUGAUUUGACUGUGAAGAAAAAUGGGAGCUUUCUGUUCACUGAAGAUAGCACAACUGAUGUUUAUCCUUUGAUUCUAAGGAUCUCAGUUAUCCGGGAAACGAACAUUCUCAUAGUGAAGAUUAGCAAAAAGGAUAAUGCUGUUGAAAAUUACAAAAGGGCAAGCAAGAUUUUUGGCAUUGAUUCAGAACCUGUUCACAUAUGGGACUUCUCUGGACGAACAAAUUUGAUAUUAAUGGAAGAAUGGAACAGGGUUCCUCUAGAUUGUAAUCCGAAAUCAGAUCAAGAGGUACUUCUGGAAGUGCAAGUCUCUGCAUUAUUAGAAAACAUGAUCUGUAAAAGUGAAGCUAAGAAGGACAACCUACAACUAGAUCAGUCUAAAUUGACUGGUUCCUGUUAUGGUAACCCUCUAAUGUGCAAUGGCAGCUUAGGAUAUUCAGAUUCGGAUCUGCAGAAUGGGAGCUUCAAAGGUGGUGGUCUGUUUGGAUUGAGAGGAUUAGACAAUCUUGGAAAUACAUGCUUCAUGAACAGUUCGCUGCAAUGUUUGGCGCACACCCCGAAGCUUGUGGAAUACUUUCAUGGAAAUUUUCGUAAAGAAAUCAAUGCUCAAAAUCCAUUAGGCAUGAAGGGAGAGCUUGCUAUGGCAUUUGGAGAUCUCUUAAGGAACUUAUGUACAAUAGAUAGAUUGCCUGUUGUUCCACAUGUUUUUAAGGGGAAGCUUGCUCGAUUUGCCCCACAAUUUAGUGGCUUUAACCAACAUGAUUCACAGGAGCUUCUUGCUUUUCUGUUAGAUGGACUGCAUGAGGAUCUGAAUCGUGUCAAACACAAGCCAUAUGUUGAAGCUAAAGAUGCAUCUGGUCGUCCUGAUGACGAAGUUGCUGAUGAAUACUGGGGAAAUCAUUUAGCUCGAAAUGAUUCUAUCAUAGUUGAUAUUUGCCAAGGUCAAUAUAAGUCCACUUUAGUUUGUCCUGUAUGCAGUAAAGUGUCCAUAACAUUUGAUCCCUUCAUGUAUUUGUCUCUGCCACUGCCAUCAACAACAAUGAGGACGAUGGCUGUUACUGUUUUCAGUACUGAUGGUAGUAUCGAGCCAUCAACUUACACAAUUAAUGUGCCCAAGUCAGGGAAAUUGAAGGACCUUAUUCGGGCACUAGGUGUUGCUUCUUCAUUGAGAGAUGAUGAGAGUCUAUUGAUUGCUGAGGUUUAUGCUAAUUGCAUUAUCCGUUUUCUGGAUGAGCCAUCAGAUUCAAUAUCCCUGAUUAGAGAUGAAGAUCGCCUAGCAGCAUAUCGGCUACCAAAAGAUGCUGAAAAAUCUCCAUUGGUGGUUUUUGUACACCAAAGAUUGGAAGAGCAUUAUAUUCUUAGCAAAAGAACAAAUUGGAAAGGCUUUGGAGUUCCUCUUGUGACAACACUGCCAGAUGUUGUCGAUGGAUCUACCAUCUGCAAGAUGUUUCUGAAGCUUCUGAGUCCAUUUAGAAAGAGCAAGGAUGCUGGGUUCGAUGGUGAAGAAGAUAGAUGCACUAGCAUCUCCUUUGAAGCAAAUUUCAAUAUGGAAGCUGAAAGCGAAUGCCCUCAAGAAGUGGAAUAUGCCUCCAAUACUGAGGGUGAAUUUCAAUUUCAUUUAACAGAUGAAAAGAGUAAAGUCAUGCAAUCAAAAAUAGAAAUGGAUGAAGCAACACCUUUGCCUACAACAUCGAAGCAUUUAUUUGUGCUAGUCUGUUGGCAGACUAAAGUGUUGGAACAAUAUGAUACAAAUCUUCUGAACACGUUACCAGAGAUCUACAAGUUCCGACUUUUUCCAAAAAGAUCUCAAGAUUCCUGUACUUUGUAUGCAUGCCUAGAAGCAUUCCUCAAGGAGGAACCACUAGGCCCGGAAGAUAUGUGGUAUUGCCCAAGUUGUAAGAAACAUCAGCAGGCUACCAAAAAAUUAGAUCUCUGGAGGUUGCCUGAAGUUCUCGUCAUUCAUUUAAAAAGGUUCUCAUAUACCAGAUAUACAAAAAACAAGCUCGAGACAUUGGUAGAAUUCCCUAUUCGUGAUCUGGAUUUGACAAACUACAUUGCUGGCACGCCAAAGCAAAUAUCCAACAACUACCAACUGUACGCUGUGAGCAAUCACUACGGAAAUAUGGGAGGUGGUCACUAUACUGCUUUUGUCUAUCAUGGGGGAGAAAACCGUUGGUAUGAUUUUGAUGACCGCAAUGUCGUCCCCAUCGCCGAGGAGGGAAUAAAAACUUCAGCGGCUUAUGUUCUGUUUUACAGGAGGACUUAAUGCAAACUAGGUCAUGUAUAAUCACUUGAACCGAGCAAAUGCACAUUGUCCAGACCAAGUCGCCUUGCCCUUUUGGAGCUGCAAACAUUUAUUUACCGUCCCUUUCUGAUGUGGCUCUUGAUAUGCAAAGCAAAAGGGCUCAUGUGACAAACAGCAAAUCAUUGAUGACCCAAAUGGUCACUGGAAUCAGAUUGGUCAUCCAACGGGGAUGGGAAAGUAAUGCUUUUCUCCCAAUCAUAAGCUUCGACUUUUGAUCAUCCAAUGUGAAUGAUCUUUUUUUGUUUUUCAGUUAUAGCUUUUGAUUCCUUUUCUCGCCCACAAUUCAAAUUCUUUUAAGUCCAAGGGGGAGAUCUGUGGUUAUCAUACCAUGUAUUUUUGUUGUGUUGUAUUAAUUCUCCUUGAGUUUUGAUUAAUUCACUAUUGUUAUUUUGGCUUGAA